AUGGAGGCGGCCGCCCUGCUGAGCAACGCCUCGGAGGCGGCGCGGGGCAACGGGAGCGCGUCGGGCGUCGGGGCGGCGCGGGGCUGGCCCGGGGCGGCGCUGGCGGCGCAGGCGCUGCUGCUGCUGCUGCUGUUCGCGCUGUCGGCGCUGGGCAACGGCGCCGUGGUGCUGGUGGUGGCGCGGCACCGGCCGCUGCGCACCGUCACCAACGCCUUCGUGCUGUCGCUGGCGCUGGCGGAGCUGCUGGGCGCCGCGCUGGGCCUGCCGCCGGCCUUCCUCAGCCUGCUGGGCGGGCGCCCGCGCGGCGCCUGGCUCUUCGGGCCGCGCCUGUGCCUGGCCAGCGCCGCCCUGCACGCCGGCCUGGGCAUCGCCGCCACGCUCACCGUGGCCCUGCUCUCCUUCGACCGCUACUGCGCCAUCGUGCGCCAGCCGCGCCGCAAGAUGGGCCGCCGCCGGGCCGCCCAGCUGCUGGCCGCCGUCUGGCUGGCGGCGCUGGGCUUCUCGGGGCCGUGGUACCUGCUGGCCCGGGGCGAGCCCGAGGCGGAGCCCGGCCCGGCCCCCGGCGGCGCCCACUGCAUGCACGUGCUGGCCUGGCGCGCGCCCGGCCUGGGGCCGCCCUACAGCGCCGCGCUGAUCGUGCUGGGCUUCCUGCUGCCCUUCGGCCUCAUGUGCUUCUGCCACUACAACAUCUGCCGCGCGGUGCGGCUCUCCGAGAGCCGGGUGCGCCCGCUCACCGCCUACGGGCACGUGCUGCGCUACCACAGCGAGCUGCGCACGGCCACCACGGUCCUCCUCAUGAUCGUCUCCAUCAUCUGCUGCUGGGGGCCCUACUGCGUGCUGGGCCUGGCCGCCGCCACGGGACGCUUCUUCGUCUCCCCCACCACGGACACCGUGGCCAGCUGGAUGGCCUGGGCCAACGGCGCCAUCAACCCCCUCAUCUAUGCCGCCCGCAACCCCAACCUCUCCAUGCUGCUCGGGCGCAGCCGGGAAGGGGGUUACAGGACGAGGAACAACGUGGCGGCCUACUUGCCUGUGGCCAAGGGUCACCGUCUGGGAGCCAAGAGCCGGGCGGAGCGCUACGCCAGCCGUGGGCACGGGAUUGGGGGCACCUCCGGCGGCACCCUGAGCUCCAGCCCCACCAGCGGCGGGGAGGUGGCCAUGUGGGCCUGUAAGAACCCGGCCGUGCUCUUCUGCCGGGAUGCCCGGCCCAGUCCGGCCUCUGAAGUUGCUACGAUGCCACCCAAAUCAGUCGCCCUUGAUACUAGCCUUUGAAACAAAAUGGCGGCAUGGGCUUCAGUGGCAAACUGUGCCAACCCAGGGCAGCGAAAUGCGCUCAGACACCGCCUCUACAACGGAAGUCCACAACCAGGCUCAG
Molecule: messenger RNA, 1375 nt
Organism: Elgaria multicarinata webbii
Lineage: Eukaryota; Metazoa; Chordata; Lepidosauria; Squamata; Anguidae
Gene: GPR135
Product: G protein-coupled receptor 135
Exons: 1
Coding region: 1-1272 (423 amino acids)
Biological process (GO): G protein-coupled receptor signaling pathway
Cellular component (GO): plasma membrane; endosome
Molecular function (GO): G protein-coupled receptor activity
Source: RefSeq, a predicted model, not a curated record